AUGAUUUUCUUUCUUCCUGUCUUUCUUCCUUCUUUUCUGCUUUUCUUUCUUUCUUUCUUUCUUUCUUUUCUUUCUUUCUGUUCGCCUGUUAUUCUUAAAUUAUUCAUUUUGUUAACAUUUUCGUUCUGCCUCUAUUCCUUACUUCCUUCCUUUUUUCUUUCUUUCUUUCUUUCUUUUGUGCUAUUGCUUCUUUAUUUUAUUAAAAUUUUCUUUCUUUCCUUUUUUCUUUUUUUCUUUCUUUCUUUCCUUCCUUUGUGUCUGCUGCUUUUCUUAACUAAUUGUUUUUCUUCUUUCUUUUAUUACAUUUCUUUCUUUCUUUUUUCUUUCUUUCUUUCUUUCUUUCUUUUUCUUUCUUACUUUCUUUCUUUCUUUUGUGCUUGUCCUAAAUCAUUGCUUCAUUACUUUAUUAAAAUUUUCUUUCUUUCUUUCGUUCAUUCUUUUAUCUUUCUUUCUUUUUUCUUUCGUUCUUUCUUUUGUAUCUCUUUUUCCAAAUUCUUUCUUUCUUUCCUUUGUACCUGUUACUUUUCUUUCAUUACUUUUUCUUCUUUCUUUUCUUUCUUUCUUUCUUUCUUUCUUUCUUUCUUUCUUUCUUUCUUUCUUUCUUUCAUUUCUUCUUUCUUCCUCUUUCCUUCUGUCUACGUUUCUUUUAUGCUUGUCCUAAAUCAUUGCUUCUUUAUUUUAUUAAAAUUUUCUUUUGCUUCUUUCUUUCUUUCUUUCUUUUUUUUCUUUCUUUCUUUCUUUCAGUUUUCUCUCUUUCUUUUCUCUUUUUUCCUUCUGUCUUCGUUUUUUUUUAUGCUUGUCCUAAAUCAUUGCUUCUUUAUUUUAUUAAAAUUUUCUUUGCUUCUUUCUUUCUUUCUUUCUUUCUUUCUUUCUUUCUUUCUUUCAGUUUUCUCUCUUUCUUCCUCUCUUUCCUUCUGUCUACGUUUCUUUUAUGCUUGUCCUAAAUCAUUGCUUCUUUAUUUUAUUAAAAUUUUCUUUGCUUCUUUCUUUCUUUCUUUCUUUCUUUCUUUCUUUCUUUCAGUUUUCUCUCUUUCUUCCUCUCUUUCCUUCUUUUUCUCUCUUUCUUCCUCUCUUUCCUUCUGUCUACGUUUCUUUUAUGCUUGUCCUAAAUCAUUGCUUCUUUAUUUUAUUAAAAUUUUCUUUGUUUGUUUCUUUCUUUCUUUUGUAUCUCUUUCCCAAAUUCUUUCUUUCUUUCCUUUGUGCCUUUUACUUUUCUUAAGUUUCUUCUUCUUUCUUUUAUUAUUUUUUUUCUUUCUUUCUUUUUCUUUCUUUCUUUCUUUCUUUCUUUUCCCAUAA
Messenger RNA from Acanthosepion pharaonis, 1296 nucleotides. NCBI's taxonomy places the organism in Eukaryota, Metazoa, Mollusca, Cephalopoda, Sepiida, Sepiidae. The record is from the annotation of a GenBank genome assembly.